Vicugna pacos (alpaca) is the source of this 1546-nucleotide messenger RNA. The record is from RefSeq and is a predicted model, not a curated record. Lineage: Eukaryota; Metazoa; Chordata; Mammalia; Artiodactyla; Camelidae.
AGUGAUGCCACCAAGAAAAAAUGAGAAAUACAAGCUUCCUGUUCCACUUCCAGAAGGCCAGGUUCUAGAUGAUACCGAAGGAAAACGGUGGAUACUGGGCAAGAUGAUUGGCUCUGGAGGAUUUGGUUUGAUAUAUUUAGCUUUCCCCACAAAUAAACCAGAUGAAGAUGCAAGACAUGUAAUAAAAGUGGAAUAUCAAGAAAAUGGCCCAUUAUUUUCAGAACUUAAAUUUUAUCAAAGAGCUGCAAAAAAAGACUCUAUCAAAAAAUGGAUAGCACUCAAACAACUUGAUUAUUUGGGAAUUCCUCUGUUUUAUGGAUCUGGUAUUACUGAAUUCAAGGGAAGAAGUUACAGAUUUAUGGUAAUGGAAAGACUAGGAAUAGAUUUGCAGAAGAUCUCAGACCAGAAUGGUACUUUUAAAAAGUCAACUGUCCUGCAGCUAGGUAUCCGAAUGUUGGAUGUACUGGAAUAUAUACAUGAAAAUGAAUAUGUUCAUGGUGAUAUAAAAGCAGCAAACCUACUUUUGGGUUACAGAAAUCCAGAUCGGGUUUAUCUUGCAGAUUAUGGACUUUCCUACAGAUACUGUCCCAGUGGGAACCACAAGCAGUAUCAGGAAAAUCCGAGGAAAGGCCAUAAUGGGACAAUAGAGUUUACCAGCUUGGAUGCCCACAAGGGAGUAGCCCUGUCCAGACGAAGUGACCUUGAAAUCCUCGGCUACUGCCUGCUGCGGUGGUUAUGUGGGAAACUGCCCUGGGAACGGAACCUGAAGGACCCUGUGGCUGUCCAGACUGCUAAAACAAAUCUGCUGGAUGAGCUCCCCGAGUCAGUGCUUAAAUGGGCUCCUUCCGGAAGCAGUGAAGUAGCGCAGUAUUUGCUGUGUGCUCGUGAUUUAGCAUAUGAUGAAAAGCCAAACUAUCAAAUGCUCAGGAAAAUUCUGAAUCCAGAUGGAAUGCCAUUAGGACCACUGGAGUUUUCCACUAAAGAAGAGAGCUUAAAUAUGCCUGCUCCAAACAAUCCAAAGGUUGAUUCACGAAAGGCUACAACAAAGCAAGUCAAUCAGAUGCAAAAUAGGGUAAUAGGAAAACAAGUCCCCAGUGAGAGAAGUGCCGAGUCCUGUGCAGCGCGGAGAAGAGUUCAGGGAGAGGAGGAGCCGACGGGGCUGCCCAGCCGUGACCCGCCGCAGGAAAGCACAAGGAGAAGACAAAAAUACUGUGAGUCUCAAGAAUGUCUGAAUGCAGUAAAAACUUCUCCACAAAUAUCCAGCUGUGUGCAACUCCCAAAUUCAUUUGAUGAACCCCAUCAAGAUUUUACCAGUCCAGAUAUGUUCAGUAAGUCAAGAUCUCCAUCUUGGUACACAGACGCUUCUACAACUGGUAUGGAGGUCACAGAAUUAGAAAGUUCUACAGGAUUCUGGCAUACUCUUAGUGAAGAGACAAAAUCAGAUGUAUAUUAUUAUGGCAUCACCAUUGUUUUUCUUUUCAUAUUAGUAUGUCUUGCUUUAUACUUUCUCUGAAGAUAUCAAAUAAAAUCCUUUUUAAGGUUUCCA